Molecule: messenger RNA, 498 nt
Organism: Vombatus ursinus (common wombat)
Lineage: Eukaryota; Metazoa; Chordata; Mammalia; Diprotodontia; Vombatidae
Product: glycine-rich protein 23-like
Exons: 2
Coding region: 1-498 (165 amino acids)
Source: RefSeq, a predicted model, not a curated record
AUGUGGGUUCUAAGGAGGCAGGGCGGGGCUCUAAAUGGAGGCUUGGGUGGGGGGACUAAGGGGGCGGGGCUCGGCUCCCAACUGCGGCUGAGCGGGGGUGGGGGUGGUGGGAGUGGGCUUCUGAGAGGGCGGGGCGCUCUGCGAAGGCGGGGCUCUGGGAGCAGCCUGGGCGAGGGGUAUCCUGAAGGGGCGGGGCUGCAGGGGGGGCGGGUUGCGAGGGGGGCGGUGCGCGCCGCCGGGACAGGGGUUCUGUGGGGGCGUCGAGGGGCGGGGCUUCCCUUGGCGGCGGCGCGCGGCUGCGGGCUGCUCGGGGGACUGGGCGCGCGGGCUCGGCUCGGCUGCUCUCGGCACAGCUCGGGCUCCGGCGGCGGCGGCGGCGGCGGCGGCGGCGGCGGUCCGGCCCCGGCUCCGGCUCCUAGCAGCAGCGCCUUCGCGUCCUGCCCCGCGCGGCGGAGCCGCUCCCCGCUCCCUCUCUUCCUCGUUCGUCCUCUCCUCUAG